Messenger RNA from Herpailurus yagouaroundi (jaguarundi), 731 nucleotides. Its product is annotated as probable aminopeptidase NPEPL1. The transcript has 4 exons. Gene Ontology annotation, molecular function: metalloaminopeptidase activity; manganese ion binding. Gene Ontology annotation, cellular component: cytoplasm. The record is from RefSeq and is a predicted model, not a curated record. The annotation marks the transcript as partial. NCBI's taxonomy places the organism in Eukaryota, Metazoa, Chordata, Mammalia, Carnivora, Felidae. Gene Ontology annotation, biological process: proteolysis.
CGAGAUGCCACACAUCUUAAUUACGGAUCGUGGGUGCCCCGGGGAAGCUGCAAAAGGGCCCUUUUGGCGACGCAAGCGCCCGCAUGCAGGGCCGGGCUCCCGGCAUGCGGGCUGUUUGAAGUCUGGUGUCUGUCUCUGGUCUCUCCCCUUCUGAUCCAGCUCUGGCAGGCCGCGCUAAGCACGCUCAACCCCAACCCCACGGACAGCUGUCCCCUCUACCUGAACUAUGCCACCGUGGCCGCCCUGCCCUCCAGGGUGAGCCGGCACAACAGCCCUUCCGCUGCCCACUUCGUCACCCGACUUGUGCGGACCUGCCUGCCGCCCGGGACCCAUCGGUGCAUCCUGAUGGUGUGCGAGCGGUCGGACGCCUUCGCCUCCGCGUGCGCCCUGGCCCGGGCCUUCCCCCUCUUCACCCACCGCUCGGGGGCCUCGAGACGCACGGAGAAGAAGACAGUCACGGUGGAGUUUUUCCUGGUGGGACAAGACAACGGGCCAGUGGAGGUGUCCACUUUGCAAUGCUUAACAAACGCCACGGAAGGCGUGCGGCUGGCUGCCCGUAUUGUGGACACUCCGUGUAAUGAGAUGAACACAGACACGUUCCUCGAGGAGAUUAAGAAAGUUGGAAAAGACCUGGGGAUCACCCCAACGAUCAUCCGGGAUGAGGAGCUGAAGACGAGAGGAUUUGGAGGUGGGUAGAACUGAGCCUUGAAGGCCGUGGCCUCGGGCCGGUC